This is a messenger RNA of Doryrhamphus excisus (bluestripe pipefish), 1468 nucleotides long. It is a transcript of the gene pou3f2b, whose product is annotated as POU class 3 homeobox 2b. Gene Ontology annotation, biological process: brain development; regulation of transcription by RNA polymerase II. The record is from RefSeq and is a predicted model, not a curated record. Gene Ontology annotation, cellular component: nucleus. Lineage: Eukaryota; Metazoa; Chordata; Actinopteri; Syngnathiformes; Syngnathidae. Gene Ontology annotation, molecular function: RNA polymerase II cis-regulatory region sequence-specific DNA binding; DNA-binding transcription factor activity, RNA polymerase II-specific.
CCUGUCGGCAGGAGAUGAUCUGUCAAAUGCGAGUUUCUUUGAAUAAGAGCUACCAGUCCGGCUCCGAGCGUCAUGGCGACCGCAGCGUCUAACCACUACAGCAUCCUCACCUCCAGCGCCUCCAUCGUGCACUCGGAGCCCGGCGCCAUGCAGCAAGCCGCGGCGUACCGGGACGCGCAGAGCCUGUUGCAGAGCGACUACCCGCUGCAGAGCAACAGCCACGCGCUGAGCCACGCGCACCAGUGGAUUACCGCGCUGUCCCACGGCGAGGCGGCGCCUUGGUCCACCAGCCCGCUCGGCGCGGACCAGGACAUCAAACCCGCCGUGCAGAGCGCCCGGGAGGACAUGCACAAUUCCAGCAGCAACCUGCAGCACCAGUCGCGGCCGUCCCAUCUCGUGCACCAGAACCACCACGACGCGCGGGCGUGGAGGACCACCACGGCGCCGGCGGCGCACAUCCCCAGCAUGGCGACCACCAACGGCCAGAGCCUCAUCUACUCCCAGCCGAGCUUCAGCGUCAACGGGCUGAUCCCGGGCAGCGGCCAGGGGCUGCACCACCACAACCUGAGGGACCCUCACGAGGACCACCACAGCCCGCACCUGAGCGAGCACAGCCACCCCCCGUCCCAGCAUCAGCACCAGCACCGACCGCAGAGCCACCACGACCACUCGGACGAGGACACGCCGACCUCGGACGACUUGGAGCAGUUCGCCAAGCAGUUCAAGCAGAGGAGGAUCAAGCUGGGCUUCACGCAGGCGGACGUGGGACUCGCCCUGGGGACCUUGUACGGGAAUGUCUUCUCCCAGACCACCAUAUGCAGGUUUGAGGCCCUGCAGCUCAGCUUCAAAAACAUGUGCAAGCUGAAGCCUCUGUUGAACAAGUGGCUGGAGGAGGCCGACUCCACCUCGGGCAGCCCUACCAGCCUGGACAAGAUCGCCGCACAGGGGAGGAAACGGAAAAAACGGACCUCGAUCGAGGUCAGCGUCAAGGGGGCCUUGGAGAGCCAUUUUUUGAAGUGCCCAAAACCUGCAGCGUCGGAAAUAAUCACCCUGGCGGACAGUCUGCAUCUGGAGAAAGAAGUGGUCAGGGUUUGGUUUUGUAACAGGAGACAGAAGGAGAAACGAAUGACGCCUCCCGGAGGAGCUCUGCCGGGGAGCGAGGACGUGUAUGGGGACACGCCGCCCCACCACGGGGUCCAGACCCCGGUUCAAUGAACCCCUCGGUUUUUUGUUUUUUGUUUUUUUUUUGCUCUUUAUUUAUACAAAUCACUUAAUAGUGGCUCUUUUAUGUAUCAUAGACUGCAGUGAGGAGGAAAGCACCUUCUUCUAAAGGAACUAGAGGAACAUGUUGUUGUGUUCUGAGGAGACCAGCCCAGCACUGUGAGUCCAAGGUGCAGACACCAUUGUGUCAAGGAAACAACAACACAUGGAGGAUGUUGUUGUUUGCAACACAAAAAACAGCAGGAUG